AUGGCACCGACACCCUACUACGCGAGAGACACCCCAGCCUUCACCGGGUUCCAACCUGAACCUGCUGGACGAGGGACAAAGGGGAUCAUCUGGACCUGUCUCAGCACCAUCCUGCUUUCAUCCUGGAGCUCAUAUCACGGCAAAGCCUAUGAUCCAAACAGACCUUUCACGGCCGGAACUCAAACAUCGUUCAUCGACAGAUUAUUCGAUGCAUUCAUCUUCCCUGAGGUGGCAGCAUGUUUUAGUUUGGAUAAUCUCCAUAAUGCCCUGCAACUUCGGAAAACGAUACGACGAGUGGGAGGGGCAGAAUUAGCCAACUUCAGCUUGACACAAGCCUUUAUUUUUGUCAUGGAAAGCGUAUAUCAGAGGCCGCACAGCUCAGAAGAGAUGGAGUGCAUAAGACCAAAGACGCUUGUCGAGCUUGUGAGCAGCGGCAAAUUGUCUUUCUCGGAUUUGCCAACAGACGAAGAAAUAGCCGAUAAGUCAAAGCGUGACUGGACAUACAAAUCACUCUCCAUCAUUCAGACAUUAUGGUUCAUCACCAGCAUCAUUGCCCGCUUGGCCCGAGGGUACCCUGUGUCUCUAUAUGAGGAUAUCACUGUGGCAAAUGCCUUUUGUGGCGUCAUUGAAUUCCUGUGUUGGUUCCACUGCCCUCAGGACAUCCGUUUGCCUUUUGUUGUUAAGCCGGAUAUUUCGAGGUCAGCAAACGGUCCAUCAAUGGCAGUUGAAAGAGAGAAAGCCGAGGGAGAAGCAACAAUUGAAGCAUCAUUACUUGUUUCCGAGCCCGCGACAACAGAACAUGGAGCCUCGUCUGCACCUCAGUUGCCUGUACCCGAGAACCUUAGCAUGGAUAGGCCGAGCAGAGCAUUGUCAAGCAGCGAACACCCCCUUGUUACCCAAAAGACGAAAGAGCGUCGGGCUUCAUUUGUAACACAACCCGCCGAAUUCCGAGGGACAUCAGACAAGGUGAUAGCGGUCGUCUUAGCAGUCUUCUCGGUCUUGUUUUCUGGCAUUCACAUAGCUGCGUGGAACUACGGUUUCCCAUCCGUUGCAGAGGCAUGGAUUUGGCGAGGCAGUUCAGUUGCGCUCAUAGUAUUGAGUUUAUGCCUGUUCCUCUGCUUGUCAUUAGAAAAGCUAGAAACAGUUGGUUCGCCAAAAAUGGCAUAG
Neurospora crassa OR74A is the source of this 1167-nucleotide messenger RNA. RefSeq lists its product as hypothetical. NCBI's taxonomy places the organism in Eukaryota, Fungi, Ascomycota, Sordariomycetes, Sordariales, Sordariaceae. The transcript has a single exon. The record is from RefSeq and is a predicted model, not a curated record. The coding region runs from base 1 to 1167 and encodes 388 amino acids.